AUGGCCAACUUAGUCCGAGUCGCCGCCGCACAGAUGACCUCCAUCAACGAUCUCUCAGCCAACUUCUCAACCUGCUCUCACCUCGCUAAGGAAGCUGUUUCAGCUGGCGCAAAGUUGCUUUGCUUUCCUGAGAAUUUCUCCUACAUGGGUUACAAAUCUGGGGACAGUCUUAAGAUUGCUGAAUCAUUAGAUGGACCAGUUAUGACUAAAUAUUGUUCUCUUGCAAGGGAGUCAAACAUUUGGUUGUCACUUGGUGGAUUUCCGGAAAAAGGAUCUGACGAUGUACACUUAUGCAACACUCACGUAUUGAUUGAUGAUGCUGGGAACAUAAGAAGCAAAUUUAGAAAGAUGCACUUGUUUGAUGUUGAUGUGCCUGGAGGUGCUGUUUACAAAGAGAGCUGCUUUACGGAAGCAGGAAACGAUAUUGUUGCAGCUGACAGCCCGUUUGGACGCCUAGGUCUAACAGUUUGCUAUGAUUUGAGAUUCCCUGAUCUUUAUCAGCAGCUGAGGUUCCAUCAUGAUGCACAGGUUUUGUUGGUGCCUGCUGCUUUCACAAAAGUGACCGGUCAGGCACAUUGGGAGGUUCUGCUUCGUGCGCGUGCCAUUGAAACUCAAUGUUAUGUCAUAGCUGCUGCACAAGCUGGGAAGCAUAGUGAUGAAAGAGAAAGCUAUGGCGACUCCAUGAUAAUUGAUCCAUGGGGUACAAUUAUUGGACGGUUACCAGAUCGACUGUCUACUGGUAUCGCUGUUGCAGAUAUUGACUUUUCAUUAAUUGAUUCAGUGAGAUCAAAGAUGCCAAUAGCUCAGCAUCGGAAGCCAAUAGAAUUUUGGACAAGCAAACAGUAG
Fraxinus pennsylvanica is the source of this 846-nucleotide messenger RNA. The record is from the annotation of a GenBank genome assembly. Lineage: Eukaryota; Viridiplantae; Streptophyta; Magnoliopsida; Lamiales; Oleaceae.